CGUCGUCCUCUUCUUUCCCAUUCCCGCCCACCUCAAAACCAGAAUCUUACUUUGCGUUGCGAUGAUAUUAUAGCUCCAUAGAGAGGUCCAUCUGAUCCUUGCAACACACAAGAACAAGCUCCGAGAAGCCUCCCUGCCGCCACUGCCUCCCAAUUCCUCCCCCGAUUCCGCCGCCCAUUGCGUCAAGAACCGAUGCAAUUCGCCCCCAAGAUUCCGGCUUCCGACGGCGCCGGUGCUCUAGCGCCGCCUCCGGGAGAGGUGGAGGCCUGAAGGUGGUGGCUUGAGAGCGAAUGGGCGCGGCUCAGUUGACGAUUCUGUUCGUGGUGCUUGCCGCCGCGGCGGCGAGGGCGGCGGGGGCGGGGGCUCGGCCGAGCGAGGUGGCCGUGGGCGCGCUCUUCACCUAUGACUCCACCAUUGGCCGCGCGGCGCGGUUGGCCAUCGAGCUCGCCGUCGACGACGUCAACGCCGACCUCACGGUGCUCGCGGGCACCAAGCUGAACUUGAUCACCCAGGACACCAACUGCAGCAGCUUUCUUGGAACCAUCGAAGCAUUGCAGCUAAUGGAGAAAAAUGUAGUUGCUGUUAUUGGCCCACAAUCCUCUGGGAUAGGCCAUGUCAUCUCCCAUGUUGUUAAUGAGCUACAUGUUCCUCUUCUAUCAUUUGCGGUCACAGACCCAACUCUUUCUGCAUCAGAGUAUCCUUACUUCUUAAGGACAACGAUAAGUGACUACUUCCAAAUGAAUGCCGUUGCUAGUAUUGUUGAUUACUAUCAAUGGAAAGAUGUGACUGCUAUAUUCGUUGAUGAUGAUUAUGGGCGAGGUGGUGUGUCAGCCCUUGGUGAUGCACUUGCAGUAAAGAGGGCAAGGAUUUCAUAUAAAGCAGCUCUUCCUCCGAAUUCAAAUACAGACGUGAUCACUGAUGUACUGUCUACAGCGAACAUGAUGGAAUCAAGGGUCAUGGUUGUGCAUGUCAAUCCUGACACAGGGAUGAGUAUAUUUUCUGUGGCUAACAAGCUCCAGAUGAUGGCCAGUGGCUAUGUCUGGAUAGUAACUGAUUGGCUAGCUGCUGUCCUGGAUUCCUUAGGUCCCAGAGAUAUUAAUGUUAUGAAUCAUAUACAAGGACUAAUUGUUCUUCGGCAGCACACUCCUGAAUCUGAUACUAAGAAUAAGUUCAUAUCUAAAUGGAAUAACGUGGCUCGUAACAGAAGUAUUACUUCUGGCUUGAACUCAUAUGGUUUUUAUGCUUAUGAUUCAGUUUGGGCUGUUGCUCGUGCUAUCGAUCAAUUUCUCAAUAGUGGACAACAGAUCAACUUCUCUGCAGAUCCAAGGUUGCAAGAUUCAAAUGGCAGCACUUUGCAUCUAUCAACUCUCAAGAUAUUUGAUGGUGGUGAGCAGAUGCUACAGCAACUUCUGCUCACAAACUUUACAGGCCUAACAGGCCCAGUUCAGUUUGACUCAGACCGCAAUUUGGUACGCCCAGCGUAUGAUAUCCUUAAUGUUGGUGGCUCUGGCUCCCGCUUGAUUGGAUAUUGGUCUAAUUACUCAGGCCUUUCUGUUGCUGCUCCUGAAAUUUUGUAUCAGAAGCAACCAAAUACAUCUACAAGUGCCCAGCGGCUGUACAAUGUGGUAUGGCCAGGUGACUCCACAACUACGCCUAGGGGUUGGGUUUUCCCAAACAAUGGCCAGCCUCUGAGAGUUGGUGUUCCAAUCAAAGCAAGCUUUAAGGAAUUAGUGUCAGGUAGCAGAGGCUCUGAUAAUGUGACCGGUUAUUGCAUUGAUAUAUUCAACGCAGCGAUUAAACUUCUUCCUUACCCAGUUCCUUGUCAAUUCAUACCGAUUGGGGAUGGUAGAAAGAACCCUAAGUAUGGCGAUAUUGUUAAUAUGGUUGCUGCCAAUUCCCUUGAUGCAGCUGUAGGCGACUUUGCUAUAGUGAGAAAUAAGACAAAGAUCGUAGGAUUCACACAGCCUUAUAUCGAGUCAGGGCUUGUGAUAGUGGCGCCGGUGAAACAAGCAACUUCAAGUGCAUGGGCUUUCCUUAAACCUUUCACAUUGCAGAUGUGGUGUGUAACAGGUGCUCUUUUUAUUUUUGUGGGGAUAGUUGUUUGGAUUCUUGAACAUCGGAUUAAUGAAGAAUUUCGAGGUUCUCCACGACACCAAGUCAUAACAAUAUUUUGGUUCAGCUUCUCGACAAUGUUCUUUUCACACAGACAAAACACUGUAAGCGCACUUGGGCGGUUCGUGUUGAUCAUAUGGUUGUUCGUUGUGCUGAUCAUCAAUUCAAGUUAUACUGCUAGCUUGACGUCAAUCCUCACAGUCCAACAGCUCGCAACAGGAAUAACAGGACUCGACAAUUUGAUUUCUAGUGCUUUACCUAUUGGAUACCAGGCUGGAAAAUUUACCAGAAGUUACCUGAUUGAAGAACUCAAUAUUCCUGACUCUCGAUUGGUACCACUAAAUACGAUCCAGGAAUAUGCUGAUGCCCUUAACCGCGGACCAAAAAGCGGCGGUGUUGCUGCAAUUGUUGAUGAGAUGCCAUAUGUUGAGAUCUUUCUGACAUAUUACUGCAAUUUCAGAAUAGUGGGACAGGAGUUCACAAAGGAGGGAUGGGGCUUUGCAUUCCAGAGAGACUCCCCCCUUGCUGCAGACUUGUCUACGGCAAUCCUUCAACUUUCAGAGAGUGGACAACUUCAGAGAAUCCAUGACGAGUGGUUCUCAAGGCCUAGUUGCGCCUCUGAUGAUAGUGAAGUGGGAGCAACCAGGCUUGGCCUCGGAAGCUUUUGGUGCCUUUUUCUCGUGUGUGCUCUGAUAUGUGUCUUUGCUCUCGUGGUGUUCUUUAUAAGAGUCUGCUGGCAGUUCAGGCAGUACUCCAAUUCUGAAGCUGCUGGUGAGCCCAGUGCAACCGAUGCUGCUGCCGCUGUCGCUGCUGCUGUAGAAAGACAGCGGAGGCCAACACACCUUGGCAGCUUCAAAGAGCUGAUACAUUUUGUUGACAAGAAGGAGGAAGAAGUUAGGCGAACAAUGAAACGAAGAUCAAGCGAGAAAGAUAACCAAGCUGCAGGAUCCUCAGAUGCUCAGUUGGUGGCUUCAUCGUAGAACAUUCUUCCAGACUUCAGUCCUUCAGAUGGCAAAGCAGGGAACUUCAUUAUCAAGAUAACACAUUGAAUCAGGUUCUCUACAGAAAGAAAACAAAUUGAAGUAGAUAGUGUUGGUAUACUUUUAGUAGGAUGAUGUAAGAAUCCAUAUUUUUUCUCAGGAUCAUUAGAAUUCUCUUUUGUCUCGCAUAUACACGGUUUGUAUUCAACAAUGUUUUUCGGCAAAUCAACAAUAUUGCAAGCUGUGCAAAGUGAUAUGUUUUUUAUUGCUUUUCUAACAUGCAUCUCUUGACAAGA
Molecule: messenger RNA, 3388 nt
Organism: Phragmites australis (common reed)
Lineage: Eukaryota; Viridiplantae; Streptophyta; Magnoliopsida; Poales; Poaceae
Product: glutamate receptor 3.5-like
Exons: 6
Coding region: 291-3092 (933 amino acids)
Cellular component (GO): plasma membrane
Molecular function (GO): signaling receptor activity; ligand-gated monoatomic ion channel activity
Source: RefSeq, a predicted model, not a curated record